Megalopta genalis is the source of this 5089-nucleotide messenger RNA. RefSeq lists its product as uncharacterized. Gene Ontology annotation, cellular component: nucleus. Gene Ontology annotation, biological process: regulation of gene expression. The record is from RefSeq and is a predicted model, not a curated record. NCBI's taxonomy places the organism in Eukaryota, Metazoa, Arthropoda, Insecta, Hymenoptera, Halictidae.
UCCUACCGACCGUGUCUCGCCGCUGAACCGCCGAGAGAUCCCUCGAUCCGUCUUACGAGAUCGAAACCGCCGCGCCGCGCCGCGCCGCGCCGCGACGUCGCAGUGAUCCUUUUUGCGAACUGAACUCCCGGUGCUACCAUUCACAACCGCUAUAGUGGUCCACGGGAUUACAGCUGCGAGGAGGACUCUGGGGACUAUCGUGUCUUGUCCAGUGAUUCGAACGUGGCGGAAAAUAGAGGUCCCCGUGAGACGUGCCGUCGAACGCUCUCGGAUGACGAGGGAGAUUUUUUUAAUCGAUGCAUCGGGGCGAAAAUCGAUGGGGUUCGGUAUCGUUCCCCAAGCUGGUGGAUUUACACGAUCGUCGUAGGUUGUACACGAUUCUGUCGCAUAGACGUUUGAGCGUAGACGCGCUGUCAAACGUUCGCGGUUUGAAAUCGUUGACCGAUUUAAAAGUGCAACAGGAGCUCGAUAUCAAUUGUUCGGUCGUGAAGCACGUUCCGAUCUUGGACGACCGAGAAGCCUGUAAGUGUACGUUCGUCGACGAUCUCCCGAAGAUUUGUGCUCCAAAUCGCACGGGAACACCGGCGCGCUGAGUAAUUACUUCAUUUAUUCUCGAGUGACAUUAAUAUUCGAAAGAUAAGAGGUCCUGGGAGCCUCCGAGUGCUAAACCGUCCACGGAACGUGCCAUCGGAGACAGAAGGGCACUAAAAGCGUCUCUUUGAUCCGGCAUCGUAGCCUAAAUUGAAGGACUCCCUUCUCGUUCGUUCUUCUAACACUAAACAAUUGCUAUCGCAAACCCCGUGUGCCUCGACCACUCCGAUUUCGCAAGUUUCCCGAGUGGCGAACGAUCUAUGAAAGAUAUCCAUCUGUAAGCAUCGCUGUCCAGUUUCAUGGACGUCCGCGUGUGACAGCGGCCGGAGCAUAAUCGAGUGCGAAGGAUCGUAGCGUAGGUUCAAGGUCUUCGAGAUCUCGCAGCAGCAGCAGCAGCAGCAAUUACGCUCGUCUGUCGCAGACUGCCGAGGCUGUUUCUCCUGUGUUUUAGAAAGCCCGGGCCGGUCGGACACACGCGUCGACGGUCGUUCGGCCGUCGUAAUGACGGAACGUCGACGCAUCGUCCGACGAGGAGGUCGCCGAGAACGGGACGGAGAGAGAAGACGAAUCGUCGCGGAAACGGGAUAAAACGCGGCGGACCGGGGCCCAGUGAUUCACUUGUUUCCGUUCUAUGAAGCGUCGAAUUGUAAUCUAGUUUCAAACGAACGAGAAGAGAGAGAAAGGAGAGAGAGAGAGAGAGAGAGAAUAGCGAGAAGAACAAGGUAGGCUAAAAAAAGCAGCUAGAAGAGAAGGACAGAAAGGACUAUCGAGCAGCAACAGCAGCAGCAGCAGCCAAGAGCGAACGUUAUCUCUGGCAAGCGAGGGCUCUGCAGGGGUUUUAUCGCGAUAUUCCUCUUCGACGUCGUCAUCGAAACAGGAUCAUUUUCGCCGGUUGACAUGACGAGGAUGAUAUCGGCGCCGGCUGGUGAUCCCGGAUCGUUAUCGGACAGCGCGGAGUCAAUCGGGACCAGCGAAACGAUUGGUUUUCGUUUAGCCACGGCGGACUACUGCCGGCUGCACCGAGAGUAACAACGGAAUCACGGAUGAUCGGUCUGUGGAACUUUGCUUAUUCCCGAGAUACUGGCGCGCCGUACGUAUUGUACAAGGACAACAUGGAGAGACCCCAGGGGCAAUGGGGCCCGGGGCCGGGAUCUCUCCAGGACGGUGGACUGUACCCGCAGCAACAGCAACAACAGCAACAGCAGGGCUCCUCCUCGUCCGGCAGUCCACAGCAGGCCUGUGGUCCCCCAGUCGAGGGAGAAAGCGGUCCCCCGCCUUCGUUGGCCUCUCCCGUGCCCUCGCCGUACCCCUCGGCACCGCCCGAGCCUCAAGCCUUAACCCCGCCCGACGACGACAUCCAAUCGAGCCAGGCUACCUCUCAGCAACAGCAGCAGCAACAGCAACAGCAACAACAGCAACAACAGCAAACGCAACAACAGGUCCAACAGCAACAGCAGCAGCAGCAAGUCCAGCAGCAGCAACAGCAGCAGCAACAGCAGCAGCAGCAACAACAGCAAACGCAACAGCAGGAUCACUCGCCGCAACAGCAACUGACGCCGCACGAGGUCGACCGCAGCGACUGUUUCCCCGGGGCCGGGGAGCUCCAGCAGUACCCCCAGCACUACUUCAAGGAGGCCAGGCCGCAUCCGUCGCCGUCGGUGCCGCCGCACAUGCUCACACCCGGCGGUUUCUCCGCGUUGCACUACCUGAAGCAGCCGGGCGUGAUGCUGACGUCCCUCGGGCAGGGCGACGGCGGGCCCGGCCUCGACGGCCACCAGUACGCCAGCCCCGGGGCCCCGAACAUGGCAACCGGGCUGCCGGACAUCGUCCAGCAGAGCGGCAAGUCCGGCAAGGGGGCGAACAGCGACCUGCGACUGUUCAAGUGUCUGACGUGCGGCAAAGACUUUAAGCAGAAGUCGACGCUGCUGCAGCACGAGAGGAUCCAUACGGACAGUCGGCCAUACGGGUGCCCGGAGUGCGGGAAGCGGUUCCGGCAACAAUCGCACCUAACGCAGCAUCUGCGCAUACACGCGAACGAGAAGCCGUAUGCGUGCGUGUACUGCGAGCGUACGUUCCGGCAGCGUGCGAUCCUCAACCAGCAUCUGCGCAUCCACUCGGGUGAGAAGCCAUACCAAUGUCCGGAGUGCGGAAAACACUUCCGUCAGAAGGCGAUCCUGAAUCAGCACGUCCGCACACACCAAGACGUGAGCCCGCAUCUGAUCUUCAAGAACGGUAUGACGCCGACACUGUGGCCGCAGGACGUGCCGUUCCCGCCGGAAGAGGGCAAGGAGGAGGUGGCGUCGACGUUCGGCGACACGGACACGCAGUCGGGCGCGUUCAGCCCGGCGCCGGACGCGAACUCGAUCCAGUACCCGGCGUACUUCAAGGACCCGAAGGGCGGUAACCACGCGGUGUUCGGCGCGAGCGGCACGGGCAGCUUCGGGGCCCUGCAGUACAUCAAGCAGCAGGGCGGUAGCAAGAGCUGUUUGCCGGACGUGAUACAGCACGGCCGCUCCGCGGGGAUGCCGCUGUACGUCCGCUGCCCGAUCUGCCAGAAGGAGUUCAAACAGAAGUCGACGCUGCUGCAGCACGGCUGCAUACACAUCGAGUCGAGGCCGUACCCGUGCCCGGAGUGCGGCAAAAGGUUCAGGCAGCAGUCCCACCUGACCCAGCACCUACGCAUCCACACGAACGAGAAGCCGUACGGCUGCGUCUACUGCGGCCGGAACUUCCGGCAGCGCACGAUCCUGAACCAGCAUCUGCGCAUCCACACCGGCGAGAAGCCGUACAAAUGCCAGCAGUGCGGCAAGGACUUCCGUCAGAAGGCGAUCCUGGACCAGCACACGCGCACCCACCAGGGCGACCGGCCGUUCUGCUGCCCGAUGCCGAACUGCAGGCGGCGGUUCGCCACCGAGCCCGAGGUCAAGAAGCACAUCGACAACCACAUGAACCCGCACGCGGCCAAGGUGCGCCGGAACUCGAGCAGCGACACCAAGCCGCCGGGUACGCCGGCGGGCCUCGGGCCCGUCCCGGUACCCAGGGGCCUCACCCCCACCGUCGUCAAGCCGGAGCUCUACUUCCCGCAGUGCUACGCGCCGGCGUUCAACCACCAGCCGCCGGUCUCGACGGCCCAGUUCCCCGGACAGGCGAACGGCGUGUCCGUCGCCGGCGAGUUCAAGCCACCGACAGGUCUGCCGCCCCAGUGACUAACCGUCCAUCCUGCCGCCUACUAGCAAGCAGGAAUUCCGCUGAGGUUUCAGCGAUGCUUCGGUCACGCGCUGCAGGCCGACGCCGGCGCCGCCUCCACCGUCGCCGCCGCCGCCGCCGCCGCCCACCGAUGCACCACCACCAGCCAGCAGCCGAUCCAGCAACACUACCCGUGACAUUUAUCGUGCAUUUACUAGGCUCUUUCUUUUCGUUUCCGCGGUGAGCUUGCCAUCCAACGCGCCAGCUAGUCCCGGGCUCGACGGCCGAACGCGCGUUCUCCUCUUGGCGCAACCCUUUUACUUUUCCGUUUUUUCUCGUUCGACGAUCUUCGUGUCCUCGGAUUCGGAUCUGUGCAAUAAUCCUAUCGGAAGAACGGGGCUCUCGGCACCGAUCCCGCGCGCCGACUCGCCCCUGUCGGUCGCCCUUUCCACCCGCGCAAUCCACCGACGGCUCGCUGGAUCAGCCCCCGAUAGAGACGCCGCACGAUGUUUUAUCUCGAUGUUGUUACCUGAUGAUUGAUACUCUACCGUGUUACGAAACCAGUUGAUACGUUACCGCGACACGGACGACGAUGCCCGACACGGGCGCUCGGUCUCUCGGCUCGGUUGCUCUAGAUAGACGACGAUGUGUAGGACCAGUGGUUGAGAGGAUGUUCGGUAAGUGAUACCCUUUGAUUUUUAUGUAACUCUGCCGAGAUUCGUUUGGACACCUUUUCGUUUCGUAGCUUCGGCGGGACUUGCUUUUCCUCGCCGAUCGCUUACGUUAGAUGCUUUUCAGUUUCACGUUUUACGGUUCAAGGGGGAACGCGGCAUCUUCGACGAUCUUCGAACGAUCUCGGAAGAUCCGCGAUCCAGUUUCUGUACGUUGUCUUAAAACAACCGUAUUCGUUCGAUCGGAAUUGAAAUAAUCUAACCGGGCUUUUCAUUUUUAUCCAACAUAGCGGGAUGAGAGAUGCUUUCUCUUAUAUGCAAGAAAUCCAAAUUACCCGAAGAACAGGCUAAGCAUUCGUCUCGAUGAAGCUCGAUGCACAAGCUAUUGGGUCGGGACUUAAAUAACUGUUUUUUUAUCAGACAUUUAUCUUGUUUUCUCUUUCUCGUUUGUCCCGGUGAUUCGUAGCGAGUAGACACGAACGAUAGAUUCUACCUAGCUGCGUUGGAUGUUACUUACGACUCGACCUGAUAAAUAAUUGUCUAAACAGCGGAACAAGAAAUCUCGUCGAGAAAAGAAAAGAUAAUAUGAGCCGUUUAUUUUGAAAGUGGCACAAGUCACUUUGUUUUUAAGUCGAUAUAUU